Molecule: messenger RNA, 1639 nt
Organism: Zea mays
Lineage: Eukaryota; Viridiplantae; Streptophyta; Magnoliopsida; Poales; Poaceae
Product: BAG family molecular chaperone regulator 1
Exons: 4
Coding region: 348-1310 (320 amino acids)
Biological process (GO): protein stabilization
Cellular component (GO): cytoplasm
Molecular function (GO): protein-folding chaperone binding; adenyl-nucleotide exchange factor activity
Source: RefSeq, a predicted model, not a curated record
CUUGGCUAGCUCAGCUCGUACCCCCCCUACCUCUCUGCCUGCUGUGCUGCCCCGGCCCCGAUCCUGAUUUCCUCAGUUGACGCCGAGGCCCGAGAGGAGACACCUGCGCUAGCUGCAGCUGCAAACCGUGCGCCCCCGUCUUCCCCAGAUCCGGCGCCGCCGUCCUUGUCCACCCGCAGAGAUCGCUCCGGGGACAGCCGAGCAGAGCUGACUCUGCUUGCGGCUUGCCCGUUUCUUGGUUGCUUUUGCUGGCGUGAGUGCGGGAGGAGCGGUUGGUUUGAUUCUCUCUGUCUCUCCCUCGCUUGGUGCGCGCGGGGGUGCGUGUGCACUGCACGUACCAUGAGAAAAUGAUGCGCGCCAGGCCCAAAUGUACAUUCACCGACGCGAUGAGGGAGAGCUCUCCUCCUCCUCCUGCUGCUGCUGCAUCGGCGGCGGCGGUGAAGGAGGACGAGUGGGAGGUGCGUCCGGGCGGGAUGCUGGUGCAGAGACGGAGCCCCGACGCCGACGCCCCCGCCGGGGCGCCCGUCCCUACCAUCCGCGUCAAGGUCAAGUUCAACGGCGUCUACCACGAGAUCUACAUCAACUCGCAGGCAUCCUUCGGUGAGCUGAAGAAGAUGCUGUCGGUGCGGACGGGGCUGCACCCCGAGGACCAGAAGCUGGUAUACAAGGACAAGGAGCGGGACUCCAAGGCGUUCCUGGACAUGGCCGGCGUCAAGGACCACUCCAAGAUGGUGCUGCUCGAGGACCCCGCCGCGCAGGCCAGGCGCCUCCUCGAGCAGCGGCGCGCCGACAAGGCGGAGCGGGCCGCCAAGUCCAUCUCCCGCAUCAGCCUCGACGUCGACAAGCUCGCCACCAAGGUGUCGGCGCUGGAGACUAUCAUCGUCAGCAAGGGCGGCAAGGUAGCGGACGCCGACGUGGUCGCCCUCACCGAAGCGCUCAUGAACGAGCUGGUCAAGCUGGACUCCGUCGCCGCCGAGGGCGAGGUCAAGGUGCAGCGGCGAAUGCAGGAGAAGCGGGUGCAGAAGCACGUGGAGACGCUGGACGCCAUCCGCGCGAAGAACGCGGCGGCGUCUGCCAAGGCCAACGGCAGCAUGGACGUGGACGGCCACGCCAAGGCCCGCGCGCCGCACCGCCCGCCGCCCGUGUCGCAGAGGCGGAACUUCCAGCAGCCUUCCCCGGCGCCGCCCGCGCAGAGCUGGGAGUCGUUCGACCUGCUGUCGUCGGUGCCGUCCACGUCCUCGGCCGCCGUGACCACCACCUCGCCGGCCGUCGCCUCCUCGAUCCCGCGGUUCGACUGGGAGCUCUUCUGAAGCCUAUUCGGUGCGUGACGGUUGAUCGAUCAGACGACCUCAGACGGUACAUCGCUUGUCCAUGGAUUCUUUCCAUUUCUUUUCCCCUAUCCCUCCUCCUCUUCUUCUUCUUCUUCCAUUUCCUAUCCCUCCUCUUCUUCUUCUUAUUCUUCUUCUUCCAUUUCCUUUCGAUUUGUAUAUCUACAACAAAAAAAGAACAGAGACCGACCCCGGUGCGGUGAGAGUACAGUGUUCAGUGAGUCAAAGUCCGUCGGUUCACAGCUACUACUCAUGAGGAUCCUCCAUCCAUGCAUGGCGUUGUCUAGUCACACCCAAAUAAGAUGAGGAAA